Molecule: messenger RNA, 3384 nt
Organism: Eublepharis macularius
Lineage: Eukaryota; Metazoa; Chordata; Lepidosauria; Squamata; Eublepharidae
Gene: WDR12
Product: WD repeat domain 12
Exons: 13
Coding region: 192-1469 (425 amino acids)
Biological process (GO): maturation of LSU-rRNA from tricistronic rRNA transcript (SSU-rRNA, 5.8S rRNA, LSU-rRNA); ribosome biogenesis; maturation of 5.8S rRNA from tricistronic rRNA transcript (SSU-rRNA, 5.8S rRNA, LSU-rRNA)
Cellular component (GO): PeBoW complex; preribosome, large subunit precursor
Molecular function (GO): protein binding
Source: RefSeq, a predicted model, not a curated record
CGGGGGGCGGAGCCAGAGAAAGCGAGCGCAAGCAUUGGGGCAAGACACAGCCAAUCAGAAGCGCCUUCUCCUUCCGCUUUAGCAGCAGGCGCGAGCAAUCGUUCGCCGAGCGACCGGCCGGGCCUGGGCCGCGUGGGGACGGACGGCGUGCCUGGCGCGGGGGAGGCCGGAGGGGCCCGCUGAGUCCGGCCAUGGCGCAGCUGCAGGCUCGCUUCCUUACCGAGGACACGAGAUACACAGUAGAUGAUGUUCCUUUCUCGGUCCCAGCCCUUUCUGAAACAACUGACCUCAGUAAUGUUAUCAACAAACUGCUGGAAGCUAAAAAUGAGAGCCACAAAUACGUGGAAUUUGAUUUCCUUAUCAAAGGUCAGUUCUUGCGAAUGUCCUUGGUCAAACACAUGGAAACCGAAAAUAUCUCUACAGAAGAAGUGGUGGAAAUAGAAUAUGUAGAGAAGUAUAUGGCUCCCCAGCCAGAGCAAUGCAUGUUUCAUGAUGACUGGAUCAGUUCUAUUGCAGCUACAGAAGAAUGGAUUUUGACAGGCUCUUAUGAUCAGACUUCUCGGAUCUGGUCAGUAGAAGGCAAACCCAUAACAACUCUUGCCGGGCAUGUAGAUGUCGUAAAAGAUGUGGCGUGGGUGAAGAAAGAUGGCUUGUCCUGCUUGCUGCUGAGCGCCUCUUUGGAUCAGACCGUCCUGCUGUGGGAGUGGAGUGUGGAAAAGAACACGGUGAAAGCGCUGCACCGUUGUAGAGGGCACGCAGGAAGUGUAGAAUCCCUGGCGGUCGAUGGCUCAAGAACCAAAUUUUGCAGCGGAUCCUGGGAUACCCUGUUAAAGAUCUGGUCUGCAGUGCCUACAGAUGAAGAAGAUGAACUGGAAAUGGAGGAAGUAGCUGACAGGCCAAGGAAAAAACAGAAAACAGAACAUUUGGGACUCACAAGAACUCCUGUUACAACUCUCUCAGGCCAUACAGGAGCUGUUUCUUCUGUACUCUGGUCAGAUGCAGAUGAAAUAUGCAGUGCAUCUUGGGACCACACAAUCAAGGUGUGGGAUGUUGAAACUGCAGGCCUCAAAUCAACUUUGACUGGAAGCAAAGUGUUCAACUCAGUUUCCUACUCUCCGCUGUGUCGGCGUCUAGCUUCUGGAAGCACAGACAGGCACAUCAGGUUAUGGGACCCUCGUACCAAAGAUGGUUCUCUGGUGCUCCUUUCACUUACCUCGCAUACUGGCUGGGUGACAUCAGUCAAGUGGUCACCUACCCAUGAACAACAGCUAAUCUCUGGUUCUCUAGACAAUCUAGUCAAAAUUUGGGACACAAGGAGCUGCAAGGCUCCCCUCUAUGACUUGGCCGCUCAUGAAGACAAAGUUUUGUGUGUGGAGUGGACAGAAGCAGGGUUGUUGCUGAGUGGAGGAGCUGACAACAAGCUGUAUUCCUACAGAUGUCGAGCAAGUGCCUCAGAUGUUGGAGCAUGAAAACUUCUCUCGUUUUCCCACCAGACAAUGUUUCUGCUAUAGUUUUUUGCAGCCAGUUUUGAAAUACCUGUAGAAAAUGUGGUUACUGCUUGUUUAUAACUACACUUUGUUUCUUUGGUGUGUGUGUGUGUGUGUAUGAUGAUGAGGGCAUGUUUUUGUAUUUAAAGGCAGAUGAAUGAAAUAAACAUAAACUAUAUUACCUGGACUAAAUUUACCUACAUUGUAGUGAGAUGUAUUUUAUGAAACUAGUUUUUAAAAAAAAUUAAAUUAUGAGGUUGCCUUUGUGCCAAGAUUCCAUUAGGUUCGGCAGGAGGAGCCUUAGGCCUUCCCCGCAGACAGCCUGAGGGGUGCAGGUGAAACGCGCUGCUCAUUUCCUUGGGGAUUCCAUUAAAAAGUACUGAAGGUUCAUGAACACAGUUGUUAUAAUGCAACGUGUUGACCAUCUCAUACAACAGUCCUCAAUGGUUUUUUGGGCUGGGAAUGUUAAAAUUAACUCUUGAGCAGGAAACGCGCCCCCUCCUGCAAGGAAACAUGACGAUUUACUUUGAAUUCAUUCUGUGUCGAUCUCUAGCAGCCACAUCCUGACUUGAAUAUUCAUAUCAAAACAGGGCUUUUUUUCAGGGGGAACUCGGGGGAACGGAGUUCCAGAACCUCUUGAAAAUGGUCACAUGGUUGGUGGCCCCGCUCCCUGAUCUCCAGACAGAGGGGAGUUUAGCGGCGCGGAGGGCAAUCUCAGCUCCCCUCUGUCUGGAGAUCAGGGGGCGGGGCCACCAGCCAUGUGACCAUUUUCCCCGAGGGCAACCCACUGAGUUCCCCCACCUCUUUCCCCAGAAAAAAAGCCCUGAUAUCAAAUAUCAGGCUCCUUGUGCUCACUCGGUGGUGUGUCUAAUAAAAACUGAAACGAUACAGAGAAGAUAGUUAACACUGCAAGGCAGCUUUGUCCUGUCUUGUACACGGAGGGGGCAGCUAAGUAUUUACGAAGACUUAAUCUGAAGCUCUGUUCUUAGUCUUCCUGAAGAGCUCUGUGUCAGGAAUGCUCUACCUUUGGACAAGGACACACUGGGAAGUUAAAAUGGCCCAUGAAGCUGAGCAGAACCUCUCCCCACACCCCGCUCACCCCCCAGGACUAUGAGUCAACACCUUGGCUCAGACCCCACCACUAGAACCAACUAUGCCCAACAAGGCACUUCAGGAAGAAGCAACUGCUGAGACAAGGCUGAUUAUGUUACCACUGAAAGGUGCAAACCAAGUGAGCCCUAUAGUGCUGGUAGAGAGAUUGGGGUUCGACUCUGCUUGUUCCUGCCUGUCAGAGGCCCACUGGGAGCUUUACCGGUGUUAAAAUGGCCAGUUUGUCCCAGGGACUGGGAUUAGAUGAAGUAUCCCGUUCUAUGAUGACUAGGUCCUGAAAUAACGCAAAACAUGAAUGCGAUCAACAGUUUGUGCAAGCACGGAUCAGAUACGCUCAUUGGAACUGGGAUGAGAGGCAGUUUUCCAUUCAGCUUCCUUAUCACACUGUUUGUUCCAUCUGUGAAAAUGCAGGAUGUAACAUGGAAGACAAAUUGUUAAAAAAUCUCCUCUAAGCUGGCCUGGGUGGUGGGAGGUUUGAGCAGGCUAGUUUUUCUUAUUCUCUCUCGACCCCCCCUUAUUCUCAACAUUUCAUCCCUGCUCAGACCUCAGGUUGGGUUGUUAAAAGGGGCAGUUGUGUCUGUUUUCUCUCUGGGUUAAUCUAAAAUAUAAAGCGAGUGUAUAAAAAUAAGAGUCUGAUUUAGCCAAUAAGAGUGAUUUAUUUAUGUGGAAGCAAUAGAUUUCAAUAGAAUUUACUUCCCGUUAAAUAUGUUCAGAGCUAUAACCUAAGAGCCACUGUAUUAAUUUUAACAUAACCGUGUCAAAUCAAUAAAAAAAAUUGUUUGGAAUA